Alternaria triticimaculans is the source of this 438-nucleotide messenger RNA. RefSeq lists its product as uncharacterized. Bases 1 to 438 code for a protein of 145 amino acids. Lineage: Eukaryota; Fungi; Ascomycota; Dothideomycetes; Pleosporales; Pleosporaceae. The transcript has a single exon. The record is from RefSeq and is a predicted model, not a curated record.
AUGCAUACUCCAUCCCUCCUCCUCACGAUCCUCCCCCUCCUCUCCCUCACAUCACUCACCACCGCAGCCUUCCCCUCGCUCUCCCUCACCAACAUCCAAUUCUCCUCUUACGUCCUCUAUGUCUCUCCCUCCGCGCAAGGUCCCCGACAAGGCGUCAUCGGCUUCACCAUGACCAACAGCGCCAUCGAAGUGCCCAUCUCUUGCAGCGCCAUGUCUUACAAUGCCUACGCCCUCUUCUCUCCCACCGUAACCUACGAAUGCAACUUCGCGCCUGCGGGAGGCGAAGAAGGGAGGGAGGAUCCUUGGUGCUACACCAACAGUGCGACGUUCAAUCUCGACACGACAAAACGGGAUGAGAAGAAUGCGACGAUUUAUGAUUUGACGGUGCAGAUGAGUUGGACGUGUGAGAAGUACGUAUUUUGCUUUCUUAUCUUAUGA